Mytilinidion resinicola is the source of this 2343-nucleotide messenger RNA. Its product is annotated as Nop14-like protein. The transcript is spliced from 2 exons. Gene Ontology annotation, cellular component: small-subunit processome; Noc4p-Nop14p complex; nucleolus. Gene Ontology annotation, biological process: maturation of SSU-rRNA. NCBI's taxonomy places the organism in Eukaryota, Fungi, Ascomycota, Dothideomycetes, Mytilinidiales, Mytilinidiaceae. The annotation marks the transcript as partial. The record is from RefSeq and is a predicted model, not a curated record.
GGCCGGGCGUGUCAAAAAGCCUCGGGGAGGAAACGCGGAGGAAAACCCUUCUCCCUGAGAUGAAUAGACGGAACAAAGUUGGCGGAAUCCUCGAUCGGCGCAUAGGCGAAAACGACCCAACGAUGAGCGUAGAAGACAAGAUGAUCGAACGUUAUACACGCGAGAACCAGAGGAGGAAAGGCGCAUCAGUCUUUGAUCUUGAAGAAGCAGAGGAUGAGGAAGAGCUGACUCACGGUGGUCGGGCGCUUGAUCUCGGCGUUAGGGAGAGAGAGAUAGAGGAUUACGAUGCUGCAAGCGUCGAGGCGUCAAGUGACGGGGAAGGACAGGACGUGCAGUCGCGCAAAAGGAGGCGAGACCCUGCAGAGGAAGGCGAAGAAGAGGACGGUGAAGUUGACGUUGGGAAGCCUGAGAGGAAGAAGACGAAAGCAGAGGUCAUGAAAGAGGUGAUGGCAAAGUCAAAGCUCCACAAGUACGAACGGCAACAAGCCAAGGAGGAUGAUGACGACCUUCGAGAAGAACUGGAUAAGGACCUACCCAAUAUUCUUGCAGCUCUAAGGGGACAUCUCAACAAACCGCAACCCAAGGAAGAACCACCAAAGGCAAAUGAUUUUGCAAUUAACCCCGAUCGUGCUGCCCUCCUGAAUGGGAAGGAAAGAGAAGUCGCGGACAAGGAAUAUGAUGCGCGAGUUCGACAACUUCUCUACGAUCAGAAGGCCAAGCCUACAGAAAGGAUCAAGACUGAAGAGGAGAAGGCCGAAGAAGAGGCAACGCGGUUGAAGAACCUGGAAGAGCAGCGGCUUCGAAGAAUGAGGGGUGAGCCAGUGGAAGAUGAAGCACCUUUCGUAGAGGGAUCUAUGGAAGAUGAAGAGGAGGAGUACGAAUCAGGAGACGACGCGGCAGAGUUUGGUUUCUCCGCCGCUCAAAACACGAGCAGGCCGGAUGGCGUUGAUGAUGAGGACGACUUCGUUCUCGAUGAUGAUCUUGUAGCAAGCGAUUCCGAGUUCGACGAGGAGUCUUCCAACGACAGCGAUGACGAGGAAAAUGUGGCAGAUGAGACUCAAGACUUAGAUGACGAGUUCCUAAAAGAGGUGCUUCCUACCGGCAAUGGGCAUAUAUCUUCUGCACCUGGCACUGGCGCACAGACGUCGAAACUGACGUUCACAUACCCUUGUCCUCAAUCACAGGCAGAACUUCUCAGAAUAUUGGAGGGAGUAGCCCCGUCGGAAAUCCCAGUGGUCAUCCAAAGGAUACGCGCAUUAUAUCACCCGCAGCUACACCACGAGAACAAGGCAAAGCUCGCGAAUUUUGCCAUCGUACUGGUCGACUAUACUGUCUAUCUCUCAUCUCAGACAACUGCACCGUCACUUGUGUUGUUAGAGACUAUCAUUCGGCAUAUUCACUCUCUGUCCAGAAUCUUCCCCGAACAGAUUGCGAGAGCUUUUCGCACUCACCUUCAGAGGUUGCAUACGUCGAACGAUCCGUCACCGGGAGAUCUUAUAAUCCUUACAGCCAUUUCGACCAUCUACCCAACUUCCGAUCAUUUCCACCAAGUAGUGACACCGGCAAUCACUUUGAUGGCGCGAUGGCUUGGAAUGUCGACGCCUCGGGACUCAAAAGAUCUGACCACCGGAGCUUAUAUUGGAGCACUUUGCCUUCAACACCAACGACUCUCUAAGCGGUACAUUCCCGAGCUAAUGCGAUAUACCACGAUUGCUUUAAAAUCUCCAUUCGCCACCUCAGAUCUCAUUGAUCUUCACAUUAAAAAUCUCACUGCAGCCGCCGACCUCUGGGCCUCGAAAUCCGCCUUCCUCGAAAUCUUCCCCCCAGAACUUCUCACUCUCGUGAAAGACCUCAAGCAACCCAAAGCAUUGCAGCGCUUGCAAAUCCUCCUGCAACAGUCUCGCCUCGCCCGUCGUCCUCUCGAACUGCACCACCACCGUCCACUUCCCAUCAAGACUUCGGUUCCCAAGUUCGAAGAAGGGUUCAACCCGGACCGACAUUACGACCCGGACACGGACCGCGCUACCGCCAACAAACUCCAGGCUGAGUACAAGAAGGAGAGGAAAGGUGCCAUGCGAGAACUGCGGAAGGACGCCAACUUCAUUGCACGUGAGCAAUUACGCGAGAAGAAGGAGAGGGACCGUGCAUAUGAGACCAAGUAUAAACGGCUGGUGGCGGAGAUUCAGGGCGAGGAGGGCAAGGAGAAAAAUGCGUAUGAGCGGGAGAGGAGAGCUAGGAAAGGGAAAGGAGGUAGAUAGAGGCCUGCUCAACAUUUCUUGUCUGAAUUUGGAUGUGCAGAAUAUUACAUUUUGCGUACCUAUCAGAGUACGUGGAAGUUUUUGU